GGCUUCCCUCCAGACUUAAAGUUGUUUACUCUUCAGAGAAGUCAGAGAAGAGCGGAGGGCAGGAAAUUUAAAGAUCUAACGCGCGGGAUUUUAUGUGGGUUUUACGCACCGGCUUGGCAUAGGAGCUGUCAAGGGGCGGUGGUACUGAAACGAGAGACCGUGAUUUAGUGACAAACCCUUGCGCGAAUAACCCUCGUAUUCACGGGAGCUGGUUUCACUUCAUCUGGAGAUUGUUAGAGGAAGUUACAGGAGGAAACAUAAGCGUUUAACUGAGGUGUUGCCUGUGUGGUCACUCCAGUGACCUUUCAGCUGAAACGAGAAAAAAGCAAAAUGGCGGCACUGGAACUUCACUGCGGACUGGAGACUGGAGGGCCACGCGUGUGGGGUGGAGAAAGAGUCGACCUGUUAGACAGUUUUGACUCGGAGAUGCAGGAAUGGGAAGAUCAACUACAAGAGAUGCAGAAGAAGAUUGAAGAUUUGUAUAAUGAGGUCAAAGCACGGAGAGAAGCCACUGAAACCAGAGCAAAUAACGGCAUAAUAAACAACAAAAGCUUGGAUAUUACUUUGCUUCCCGUCGGGUCUGAGUACAGUCAGCAGGUCAAUGGUUAUCAUCACGGCCCCGAUAACAUCCACCGUGUGCAUCAAUACAAUGAAGUUGGCGGUCCUUCGGUUAAGCGACACAAUGGGUUUCAUUACCCAAGCGAUUUCUGCAAUGGCUCACACCUUAAUCCAUUGCACAAUAGUGGACAUUAUCCAGGAAGCUGUCAUGAUAUUGAAAGACAAGAUGCAACCUUGGAUAUCCUGAAUGGAUACAUGCAACAGGGGCCACAAUUUGGGAAUAGCCAAAAGAAUCUUGGAGCUCAGAAUACGAACCGAAUGGGGCAUCCGGUUCUGCACAGUUAUCAGGAGAGUAAAAAAACAAGUCCUGGGACGAACAGGACUUCAUCAAGUGUAGUUCUGGAUGCAUUUGAAGAUGCUGAGAACAAGAAAAACAAGAAGGCAAACAUGGAGGAGUCCCUUAACUGGAAAGACCCGACUCCAUCGCAGAACCUUCCACUAAAAACCGUGGCACCUAAACAGAGAGACGCUCCACCCGUACCCCCUCGUUCCUCUUACCACGAUUCAACACAGCAACCCGACAGGAAGUGCUUGUUGGUUGACAGGAUGUCCGGCAGCCCAUCUGUGUUGCGUAAAUUUGGCGCUAUGUUGCAGGAGAACGAAGGGAAGACACUCAUCGAGGAUGGUCUGGUGACCACUGUGGUUCCCACCGAGCACCUCGCCAACACUCCCGUCCGCCAGCGCAAGUUCAGCGUCGGUCGGGCAUCUCCACGUGUGCCCGUCCAGAAAAAAACUCCUGCGGACUGUGACGUAGCAAUGGCAGAACUGGAGCCCGGCCAGGAGCCUCGGGCAGCUGUUGCUUCCAGACACGUUUCAGUGCUCAACGGUGACAGAACGAAGGGCGUCUCGCCUCCAGAGCGGUCACCUCUCAAAACAGGGUGUCACAAGAAGGUUUCAGAGUCUAAAGAGCACAAAACAGGUGAUGAUCUGUUCUCAGACUUCCGGAUGGUGGAGAGGAUUCUGGGAGCCGGGUCUCAGCACUAUGGAAAGGUGGGAGUCGACACGAGAUGGGGAAACGAAAACUUGGAGCAACUUUUAGAAAUGAUGGAGAUGGAAAACAGUAGAAGCCAAAGGGCCAAAUUCACCCCGCAACUGGACACUAAGCAGCAGGUCAGCUGUGAGUCGUCUUCCGCUCCCCGCAGAAGCAGCUUCUCCCGACCCACUGGACCAGCCAAUCAAAGGCGUCCAACCAGAUGGGCGACGCCUACUUCGAGCAAAACAAGAUCUACAUCCUGCCCACCAAGCGUGAAAGGCAAACAGCUCCUAAAUUCAUAUUCCCUGCACACAGAAACGGUGAUCAUGUGAUCAAAAAACAUAGACAAUUUCAUCAACAUUUGACUCAUUUUCCUUGAACUUCAAAGUCUCUUAUUGGAGUCCAUCAAGCGUUUCUUUGAAACGCUUAAACUUUACAACUCAGUGCUCUGGAAAGUAACUGCAAAUUCUGUGACCUGGUGAACUUCUGUGCCUAUAAACUCAUCCGUAUUUCUUUCUGUCAUUCUCAUCACUUUUUUAUUCAUUUCUCCCUCUUUUCUAUUUCUCCGAGUGCUUUGUAUACAGUGCGAUUUUUGCGUGCCACAUUUUUGUAACCGUGCAAGCAUGAAUGCCACACAUGUAUCGAAACAUACAUGUCGACAAGUUGUUGAGCCUUAUGUAUAAUGAAUAAUCUGUGAAAGUGUGUGCAAAUGUUUUGAUGUUAUGCCAUUGGUUCGUUGCAUUAGCGCUUCAUAAUAUUUACGUGUGGAGCUCAAAAUGGGCUCCUGACAUGAGCUGCACCUUUUUGAAUGAACCCGUCUACAUUUUCUGGCCAUGUAAAUUGCCAAAUGAAUGAAGCCAAACCUUUAACAUCUGUGUAUCUUUUGACUGUAUUAUAAUGAAGAAUUGCUUUUGGAAUGUUUGUUUAACAUUGUGAUAUGAUCCUUACGAUAACAUGAUGCUUUCUGUGUUUUUUUCUUUCUGGAUAAUAAACGCGUAAGUGCUUUCAUGCA
Molecule: messenger RNA, 2603 nt
Organism: Misgurnus anguillicaudatus (oriental weatherfish)
Lineage: Eukaryota; Metazoa; Chordata; Actinopteri; Cypriniformes; Cobitidae
Source: RefSeq, a predicted model, not a curated record